AUAUAAGAUUUACCCAAUUGAUAAUCAGUUAGGUUAGAAAAAUAUCUUAAUCCAAUUCAAAAUAUUAAUACAACUUCAAUAAUAUAGAAGAAAAAAUAUAUACUGGUUUACUAUAUUCAGCUAUUAUGUUGCGUAAUUUAAUUAUCACAGCAACUCGUACCAAUUUCCAGGUAACUUUAAUAAGGCAUAAAAAGAAGAAAUUUCCAAAGAUAGACAAAAAAAUACAAGCAGCUGCUGAAUCUCUUGCAUCAAGAGGGUUUCUUCGACCCAAUAAACCUUGGGACCCACCAGUUGAUAUUCAAAAUGUAGUUUAUAAAAUCUGUUCUAAUAAUGGUCUCCAUGCUAAAUCUGAAUUUGAUUCUCUUGAAAUCAAAUACAAAGUUCUGAAGUCCUGCUUUGAAGAAACUGGUCAUGGUGUACCAAACUCUUUGCUUCACACUAUUGAAACAGUAGAUGAUUUGCAAGAGUUUUAUGAAACUCCUGUCAAUGUCUUGACACCAUUUGAUGCUCUCAAAAAGAUGGACCUGCCUAAAAAUCUGCAUGUACAAGAAGACUAUGUUAGAUUUCAUCCAGAAAAAGAUGCAUUAUUUAAUGGUGCAACAGCUUUUCCAAAAAGUUCAACUAUAGUUUCUGGUUUAAAAACACGGAAGAAAUAUGAAGGACACACAGCAAAGAGAUCAUGGCCUUGAAAAUUUUGGUUUUAUUGUAGAAGCAAGAGUGAUGUUGUAGUAUUAAAAUAAGGAACACCCUU
Pieris rapae (cabbage white) is the source of this 751-nucleotide messenger RNA. RefSeq names its product 39S ribosomal protein L50, mitochondrial (gene mRpL50). Bases 126 to 689 code for a protein of 187 amino acids. Gene Ontology annotation, cellular component: mitochondrial large ribosomal subunit; mitochondrion. The transcript has 5 exons. The record is from RefSeq and is a predicted model, not a curated record. NCBI's taxonomy places the organism in Eukaryota, Metazoa, Arthropoda, Insecta, Lepidoptera, Pieridae.